Aplysia californica (California sea hare) is the source of this 552-nucleotide messenger RNA. RefSeq names its product centriolin. The record is from RefSeq and is a predicted model, not a curated record. Gene Ontology annotation, molecular function: protein binding. Lineage: Eukaryota; Metazoa; Mollusca; Gastropoda; Aplysiida; Aplysiidae.
CUGAGCGAAGUGUCCAAGCUGAAGCCCCUCCCUGACCUGAUCCAGCUAGACGUGGCGGGAAACCCUCUCACAGAGCUGCCCCACAGCCGUCUGUACAUCGUGUUCCACCUGAGGACCGUGGAGAUACUGGAUGGUCAGUCGGUCGGUGAUUCAGAGAGGAGUCAGGCACAGGACCGGUUUGCCUUGGACGAGGUAGAACAGUUAGAGAAGAAGUUGGAGCAGGAGGAGAGCAAGUACCGCCAACUGGCCGAGUCUCAUAACAAGUCCGUACAGGAGCGUACCCAACAGGAGAGCUCCCAGACCCAGCUCCUAUCCCGGGAGAGAGACAUGCAGGAGAAGCUACGCCGUAUGGAGCAGGAGCUGUCAGCCAAGGACGAGCUGCUGAAGAAAAAGACUUCGGACCUGAACAAAGCCAGCAACAAACACUACCAACUGGAGCAAGAGCUGGCCUUCUACAAAAUUGACUCCAAGUUCGAUUCCCUCAACGAAGCUCCCAAGUUUCAAGUAGAAGACGUAAGUACAAAACUGGAGCUGUUUAGAAAUUCUGAAUGA